AUAAAAUUAACUAUGUCAUCAUUGGUGAAAAAGUCCAAGGAUACUUACGAUUUAUUGAUCAAGGUUUUGUUGAUUGGGAAUUCAGGAGUUGGGAAAACCCAAAUAUUGUUGAGAUACACAGAGAAUCAAUUUAAAACUUCAUUUCUGAGCACGAUAGGUAUUGUUUUAAUCUUUUCAAUCUAUAAGGAAUCGAUUUUAAAAUCAAAAAAAUAUCAGUGGAUGAGAAGGUCAUUAAAAUGCAAAUUUGGGACACCGCUGGUCAAGAGCGUUAUUAAACUAUUACUUAAACAUAUUACAAGGGAGCUAUGGGAAUCAUACUAGUUUUCGCAGUGAAUGAUCAGGAAUCCUUUCGUGACAUUGAGAAAUGGAUGAAUCAAAUUAAAUUACAUGCAAGUGACAAUAUCAUAAAAGUAUUAAUAGGUUAGUUUAGAAUAUUAUUAUGAUAUUUAGGAAACAAAACAGAUCUCCCAGACAGAUGCAUCUCUUAUGAGGACGCCCUCAACAUGGCGUAAAAACAUAACAUACCUUACUUCGAAACAAGUGCAAAGGAUGGAACCAACAUUAAUCAGACAUUUUAAUAAAUUGCAAAACUCAUUAAGGACUAGAUUGAAAAGCUCCCCCAAUAAUCAGACAAACCUUUCAACAAGUUAAACCCUGCGAAUCAAGAUUAAUAAAAAUAAGAUGAUUCAGUGUGCUGUUGAUUCAUCUCUAUUGAUUUGUGAUGUCC
Paramecium octaurelia is the source of this 727-nucleotide messenger RNA. NCBI's taxonomy places the organism in Eukaryota, Ciliophora, Oligohymenophorea, Peniculida, Parameciidae. The record is from the annotation of a GenBank genome assembly.